AUGUACAACACAUCUCAGUUCACGUCCGCCACCAUGUUCCGCCGCCGCUGGUCUGGUCUCCCCAAAGACCCUAUCUUCUCAUCUAACUUGAAGGAUCUUGGCUAUUUCAUCAACGACCAAGAUGAGAUCCGCAACAUCAAGGAACCCAAUUACUACUUCAAGUAUUAUCUCACCAAGAACGGCCGCGUCAAUGAUCGCCAGCGCUUCCAUUUCAAUGAUGCGAUCCGCGACAUUGUCCAUGGCCGUCUCGAAAAGGAAGGCUUGAAGAAGGUCCUUCUACCUCUCGGCGUCGAGCCAACCUCGCCCAACGUCUCCAUCUUCACAAGUGCCAACUUGGCAUCUGCCUCGCGCGUAAUCGUGAUCUUUGGCGAGCCCAGCCAAGAUCUCGGCAACUUGGCCCUCCGUGUCGUCAACGGCCCCGGCGGCAUCAACAAGGGCAGCAUGGUCUCAGUCGUUCAGGAGAUCAACCGCCAGAGAGCCUCGCCGUCCGACGAUGGUCCCCCCGGAAUCAUUAUCGCCAACACGGGUGAGCUUUGGUGGUGGCCCGAAGGAAAAAAGGCUCUAAGCCCGACUUCCGCCAUGGCCGUUCCCAGGAAGAGCAUGGUUCACCACGGCCGCGCCAACAACCCAAGAUACCAUUCAAUCCCGAAUAACGAGACCCCCGAAGCCCACAUUACGUACGUUCUUAACGAGGUCAUCCCAUCGCUUCUAUCGCCAAACGCUCGCCUCGACAUCAUCGGCAUAGGCCUCGGUGCCGACCACGCGACUAGAGUGUUGGACACACCCGAGACCUGGUCCGCUCUCGACCAUCGCAUCAACACCUUGUCCUUGCUGGGUAGCACAACCAGCGUCGAUGAACUCUCUCACCAACCCUUCAAAGAGUUCCUCCCUCGCCGCGCUCGAGCGUACAUCACAGAUGAAGCGCCUGCACUAACGCCCUUAGCACAACCCGGCGGCAAUCCAAACACGGCCUCCUUCACACAGCACGGCUGCACGGUCUACAGCUCCGGCGAAGUCUACCUCGUCGAGUGCAUGCUCGUCACUAGCCACGUCCUCAUGCUCGACUGGGUCAAAGAGGUCGCUCUCGCCGGCCCCGACUACCGCCACCCGGAGGUGGUCGCCGUGGACCCCCAUGUGCCGACAGAGGAGGAGUGGGCGGCGGGAGGAUUCGACGAGCAGUGGGAGAAUAUGCCCGAAUUUGCGAAGCCGAGUAUCGGAUAUGCCAUGGCGCCUGAGGACCAUGAGCAUUGCCAGGUCCUGGAGGGUAUUCAGAAGCUUGCGGUUGAGAAGAAUGAGAAGCAGAGCGAUGCUUGGGAGGAAUCUUGA
Messenger RNA from Colletotrichum paranaense, 1326 nucleotides. Its product is annotated as Arb2 domain-containing protein. Gene Ontology annotation, cellular component: nucleus. The transcript is spliced from 4 exons. Gene Ontology annotation, molecular function: siRNA binding. The record is from RefSeq and is a predicted model, not a curated record. The coding region runs from base 1 to 1326 and encodes 441 amino acids. Gene Ontology annotation, biological process: regulatory ncRNA-mediated heterochromatin formation. NCBI's taxonomy places the organism in Eukaryota, Fungi, Ascomycota, Sordariomycetes, Glomerellales, Glomerellaceae.